This is a messenger RNA of Onthophagus taurus, 787 nucleotides long. NCBI's taxonomy places the organism in Eukaryota, Metazoa, Arthropoda, Insecta, Coleoptera, Scarabaeidae. The record is from RefSeq and is a predicted model, not a curated record.
AUGUCUCGAGUGGGACUGCCAUUAACUCCAAGAACAGUUCGUAGAAGCGUUUUCCGAUUUAGUCAAGAAGCAAAUAUCGGCCACAAAUUGAACAAUGAGAAGGAACUUGCUGGAUUUACUUGGUACAAGUCGUUUCUAAAGAGGCACCCAAACAUCGCCAAGAGGAAGCCGCAGAUGAUGAACAUCGCUAGAGCUCAAAAACUGAACCCAACCAUCGUACAUGAUGAUGAAAAGGGUUGCAGAUUAACUUUGCACCAUGCUCACAAGGUUUUAGCAGAAAAGGGAGAACGCCGAAUUCAUUUACUAGCCAAUGAACAUGCUGAAAACGUGACAGUAGUAGCUUGUGUCAACGCACUGGGACAAGCAGUACCACCAAUGAUUAUUUUCAAAGGUUUAAGAAAAAAGGAUACCAACUCAGACAACUUUCCCCCUGGUUCCACUGUUCAAAUGUCUGCAAAAGGGAGCAUGAUUAGGGAGUUAUUUAUUGUUUGGCUACAACAUUUUGCAAAAUUCAAGCCAGCAAGAAGAGUUCUUUUAGUCAUUGAUGGUGUUUCCUGUAACUUAGAUAUCGCCAUUGUUGAAGAAGCGGAAAAGUUGGAUGUGUCCUUGUACUGCUUACCAUCAAAUACAACCCACGAAUUGCAACCACUAAACAAGGCUGUUUUCCGAUCCUUUGAACAUUAUUGGGACACCGAACUGCUGAAUUCCUGUCAAGCAACAAAUGUUCCUUGCCGAACUCUAAAGAAGCAUAGAUUCGGGAUUGUCUUCAAUAAAGUCUGGCAACAAU